AUGGAUGCGCUUAAAGAAUUAGAGGAUACUUUGGAGAAAACGAAAGUCAACGUGUACGAGACCAUAUUAAGUGACUUUAGCGUUGUAGACUUGCAAGAAACAGUAAGCCCAGCACUAGAAAAACUUAGGACACAACUGGCUAAAUUACAGGCAAUGCAUCGACCAAAUUUACCGGAACUUACAGAUGAAUGCGUCUCGAAUUCAAAAACGGAUAAAAAAUUAAUUCAAAGACGGGUCGAUGCUGCCGACUUUACCUUAUCGAUGUUGCUGAACUUGGUGAAGCUUCAUGCUUAUCUCGAAGAAUAUCAAAAUCUGAUCGAUACUGGCGAAUUUGGCAUUGCCGCAAGUUCACUUAAAGAAAUGCGUGAGAUGCUUGAUAACUUAUCAUUGGAAGGCGAAUAUGGAUGCGAUCCUUCCAUAUAUGCACUGAUAAAGGAUUCCUUCUUGAAGAAGCGUAGUGUACUCAUCCAUUAUAUAGACGAAUUAUUCUCAGCUUCACUGUCCAUUGCAAAUGAUAACAAAUCUGCUGAAAUUAGAGUUGCAUUCAGUGUCAAAGCUUCUUGUGUGCGAAGUUCAACGGAAACUUCCAUACCGCUCUCUAAUAUCUUAUCCACCUUAUCGUCAAUGGGAUGUUUGAAGGCAAAACUGAAGGGAUUUUCGAAUAAGCUCCUAGAAUAUGUAGUGGCGCCAAUCAUGAGCGAAACAGGCUGCGAAAUUAAGGUUUCGAAAAACGGCAACAGCGCUAUGCUUUCGUGCAAUAAAUCCCCCAAGCCUUCGGAAACAGUAACUUUGGGCCUUUCACAGGUUUUCACAAAUAUGCUGAUACUUGCUCGAUUCUUGAACGAAUAUGUCUUCAGCAAAAGUACUGCUACGUCUACAAACGGGGCUUCCAUUAUAACUGUGUUUGGGGAGAUAUGGUGGCAUGAUAUAUGGAAGCAUCUGGCGAAUUGCUUUCGAGUUUUCAUACCAAAUGACAAAGUACGUUCGAAUGAAUAUGAUGAGGUUGCGACGACAGCAAUAUCAUUUGAAAGAGAGAUGAUGGCAGUAGGAUUGAUCCCAUCAGAUUGUUACGCAAUAAGUCAGUUUGCGCAAAACUUUCAAUUUGAAUUUGUAAAGAAAAGACACGCAGACAUCUUGGCAAUAGCAAGGGAAAUUUUGGUUAGUCAAGAUAUGAAUACUGCGGAAGUGACGAAUGCAACUGAACGAGGUGGCUUGGGUAUUGCGAGCGAGACCAAAAAUAUUCGUGACAAAGAGAAUUUUAACGGCGAAAAGGAUUUUAAUGGAAAAACCAGAUCAUCAACAUGCGAGGGUUUACUGCACCUGCCAACAUGCCAUAUUAGCAUACAAGCACAGACAUUAGUGGAAUUAGUUUAUCAGACUCUAACCGAAGCAACAACAUCCAAGGAUAACGCAGCUGUAGAGCUAUACUGCUGUGCGAGGGACAUAAUAGAUCUUUUUCGUGCCGUUGUUCCCAUUCACCAAGCGGAAGUUUUAGAGACAGAUCCUACGCGUACUGCUAUCUUCUAUAACGAUUGUAUUUAUAUUAGUUACCACAUGCUAACACUCGGAUAUCAGUUCCAAAAGGAGCUUCCAGCAUCGUUACAAAAAUCUGCUACUUUUAUUGAUUUAAUACCACACUUUCAAAAGUUAGGGGAGAAGUAUUUUAAACAUCAGAUGAGACGGCAACGAGACGUAUUAUUGAAUACAUUAAAAGGAGCUGAAGGAUUCUACGAUCUGAAUGAUGAUAAGAGAUUCGAAAAGGUUGAAAAAACUAUCAGACAGUGUUAUUACCAACUAAAUCACUUGUCAAGGUCGUGGAAGCAAAUAUUGCCGACAGAACUGUGUUGCAAAUCUCUGGGCAUACUUGUUGAUACUCUUCUUGGGGGUAUCAUUGGAGAGGCAGAAUCAUGGUUUGAGAUUGUCAAGAUCAAAGGCGGAUUAUCACGUAAAAAGACUACAGAGCAGGUUCCAAUACACAAAUAUGUUUCUUGCUGGGACAAGUAUUGGCAAUUGUCAUACAUUCUUGGUCUUGAUCUUCCUGAAUUGUCAGAAAAAUUGCAAAAAACGUUGGAAUUCAAAGAUUUUACAACAAAAGAAAUACAAAAUUUAGUCGAGGCAUUGUUUGUUGAUUCGCCUGAUAGGAAAAGAUUGAUAUCAACGCUAAGAUAA
Messenger RNA from Paraglomus brasilianum, 2169 nucleotides. NCBI's taxonomy places the organism in Eukaryota, Fungi, Glomeromycota, Glomeromycetes, Paraglomerales, Paraglomeraceae. The record is from the annotation of a GenBank genome assembly.